AACUCCACAGUCCAACACUGGGAUUUUUGGGUGAUUAGUCUAAUCCAAUCCAAUCCAAACCACAAUUCACAUAAUUAUCCAUUGCAGGUCGAAGAAUUGAGAGUUGAUUUCGAUGGGGAAAGGCGGUGGAUGUGUUCCCAGCAAGAAGAAACCCUCGUCGAUCUCCGCCGAAGUCGCUCCGGCCAAUGCCCCUCUCUCCAUCGACUCCGCCGCCGCAGCAUUGCCGUCCACCACCACCACAUCUUCACAAUCGAUCUCCAAACUCAAGAUUUUCAUUGUCUUCUAUUCGAUGUACGGUCACGUUGAAGGUCUGGCUCGGAGGCUGAAGAGAGGGGUGGACGGCGUCGAUGGAGUGGAGGCGGUGCUGUUCCGAGUCCCCGAGACUCUGCCUCCGGAUGUUCUGGAGCAAAUGAGAGCGCCGCCGAAGGACGAUGACAUUCCGGAGAUUUCUUCGGCGGCGGAGUUGGUGGCGGCCGACGGGGUUUUGUUCGGCUUUCCGACGAGGUAUGGGUGUAUGGCCGCGCAGAUGAAGGCGUUUUUUGAUUCAACGGGGCAGUUGUGGAAGGAGCAGAAGCUUGCUGGGAAGCCCGCGGGCUUCUUUGUCAGUACCGGGACUCAAGGAGGGGGCCAAGAAACCACUGCCUGGACAGCAAUCACCCAGUUAGCUCACCAUGGAAUGCUCUUUGUUCCUAUCGGUUAUACCUUCGGAGCUGGUAUGUUCAAGAUGGAUUCCAUUCGAGGUGGGUCCCCAUAUGGUGCUGGGGUUUUUGCCGGUGAUGGCACAAGAGAACCAACUGAAACAGAGCUGGCACUUGCAGAGCAUCAGGGCAAGUAUAUGGCUGCUGUAGUCAAGAGGCUAGCUCGGACUUGAUUAUGAUGUGUUCCCAGAUUUCAGUUUUAUCUAUCCGUCCAAACACACUUGUGAUUCUUUUUUCUUCGAUUAAUCCAAAUGUGUUUGUGUUGAGAUUGAUCAUGGCAUUUCACCUAUUGUGAUUGUGGAUGAUAAUCCUCCUGCCUUCUUGUGGUGUCAAUGUUAUUCUUUUGUGCAUCUUUAUUUGUUCUGUGCCCUUUUUUUUCCAAAAAGCUGUACAUGGUUUUGUUAUUUUUGUGUCUGACUGUACUGUUAAUAAUAAAUGAUUCAAUGUCGUGUGCUUUUUUUGUGUAUA
This is a messenger RNA of Camellia sinensis, 1166 nucleotides long. RefSeq names its product putative NAD(P)H dehydrogenase (quinone) FQR1-like 2. Gene Ontology annotation, cellular component: membrane. NCBI's taxonomy places the organism in Eukaryota, Viridiplantae, Streptophyta, Magnoliopsida, Ericales, Theaceae. Gene Ontology annotation, molecular function: FMN binding; NAD(P)H dehydrogenase (quinone) activity. The record is from RefSeq and is a predicted model, not a curated record.